UUGCUCAAAUUUCUUGACCAUAGCCCCCUUUUCAUGUUUAGCUGGAUCAUUGCAACUAACAAUGAUUCUCUCAGAGUUCUCACCCAUCUGCGUAAACUGCUGCCAUUCCCAUGAGGUCGACAACCUCCGUGCAGUCGUCUCCAUACCUCGGUCGCGCCUCCCACAACUCGGUCCCGCCCGUGCUUCUUCUAUCGGCAACCCCAGCCCAAGCUCCUCCCGCCGGCAGCCCCAGCCCAAGCUCCUCUGGUGCCAUUCCUGUGAAGCUCAACGACCUCCGCGCAUGCGGGGCGGAAGGCUGAAUCCUCCCCUUGACGCCUCCAGCGCCGCGGCGGCUUCUCCCUCCAAUGCCGCCUCCACCGCCAUUGCCCAUCCCCGACCGAAUCCAACUCUCUCUCAGGCGCGCCCGACUUGAAUCCCGUCCCCUUGUGGAAACAUACCAGAGGAUCUACAAGCCAAAUCCCGGUGAAGAGAAGAUAAGGGAGAAUAAUUCAGUCUUUUGUUCACUUUGUUCAUCUAUAUAUCAACUGAUUCGGAAUCAGGUGAUGAAUUAAUGCUUAAACGUGCAAAAGGGGCUUAUGAUCAAGAGGCAAAUCAAACAAGGGGGCUCAUAAGCAAGGCAGACAAAGAAAGGGUCGUAUGAGCAAAGGCAGAUGAACUAGAGGGGUUAUAAUCGAUUCUCCCCUUCCUACCCCGUGACCCAAACCUCGCCGGCGAUGGCGGCGGAAGCGUCGAGCUCGUCGGCUUUCCGCGAGGACGAUUCGCUCCUGCGGCCCCUCGCCGCGCGUGGGUGGCGCUUCCGUGACACCGCGGACGAGUCCAUCCAGGCCCUCCUCCACGCAUCCCCCUCCCCGUCGCCGGAGGCCCUGGAGGCCGACCUCCUCGACACGGACCUGAGGCUCUUCGGCGGGAAGUCCCUCCCCGACCGCGCCGCCACCACCGCGACGAAGCGGCUCUCCUACCUCCACGGCCCCAUCGUCCUGCAGGUAGUUUCUGUAAGGGAUAUAUAUAGCAGCAGAGUCGAUGCUUCUUUUAAGAACCCACAGCAACGCCGCCUUCUGCGGUUUGGUCUCACUGAUGGUAUUUCUGAAGCAGUGGCCAUUGAGUUUUCCCCUAUCCCGUUCAUCACAGAAGAGAUAGCCCCAGGUACCAAGAUUCGUCUUGAGAACAUGAUUCCAGUAAAUCAUGGCAUACUGUGCCUGAGUGCAAAAAAUGUGAGCGUCGUCGGGGGAACUGUCCAAUCUUUGUAUGAGGAAUGGAAGAUGAACCAGAAAUUCUCAGGCUUAUCACGCCCAGUAUUGAGGUUGUCACAAGAUGACGAUGGAGUUGGGCCUCCACCAUUUGAGAAAUUAGAUAUCGAAGCACGUCCAAACAGGACAUUCCAGUUGCAAGAAUACCCCGACCAGAAGGCUAGAAACUUGGCAGUCGCUCAUGACCACGUGUCGGUUAAUUCCAGUUCAAAACCUACGAAUGAGGGUUCAAGUAACAUGAACAAAGAGAAUACAGCUAGCAAAGCUGAACCCAAACAGUCUACUGCAGAUAUCAGGCCAAAAGAAGUAAGCGAAGCUGUCCCUGUUCAGAACCAAGCUGCUGCACAGAAACUACUGCAGAAAAUGGCUAUCCCCGAAGAUAGGCAUGGUCGGGGUCGAUUCAAGGGCAGGAGCAAGCAGGAAGAGACUCCGGUCUUCACCCUUGAUGAAUGGGAGAGGAGAAAAGCAGGCGGUUCAAUGUCCACAGCAGAAAGGCAUAUACAAGACACCAGUCGAGACGAGGAACUGGCAAGACAACUCCAAGAACAACUAGAUCUAGAAGAUUCCCACGCGAUGCCCGUGACUUCAGAGGCCGAACGCCUGCGGAUGAACAUGUUCAGCUUCAAUGGCCCUGAAGAAAUGGGUGGCGGGAGAAGAGAUUUCCGAGGGCGCGGGCGGGGAAGGGGCCGAGGGCGAGGUCGAGGGAGGGGAAGAUUUUAGCACAGUUUCAAAACCGUGUUUUUUUAGGGUACUCUGCAAUCUUCAGAGAUGGUGGCAGUAAUAGUGGUAUUGAUGAUGAUCAUCAUCACCUUUUGAAACGGAGGCGGUAGUGUCAUGAUGGUCAUCUUAAAAGCUUCUCUCUGUAGUAUCUUAUGACGAUGAUGAUGACCUUUUAACUCUUUAUUAAGCAUUUUCGUUUCACUCUGAGUUGAGUUGCCUCACCUGAUGCCAGCUAGCAAAAUGUCAAGGGUUCAGAAACAAGUCAAGCAACAUGUGUAUUUCCAUGGAAGAUUUUGAUUUUACUCGUGGAUU
Messenger RNA from Triticum dicoccoides, 2279 nucleotides. RefSeq names its product tudor domain-containing protein 3-like. The coding region runs from base 714 to 1967 and encodes 417 amino acids. Gene Ontology annotation, cellular component: nucleus. NCBI's taxonomy places the organism in Eukaryota, Viridiplantae, Streptophyta, Magnoliopsida, Poales, Poaceae. The transcript has 6 exons. The record is from RefSeq and is a predicted model, not a curated record.